UCACACAAUGUGAUCUGUCCUCAAUAUCCCUCUCGCACGAUCUUUAUUUUUCCCUCUUACUGUUUUUUUUUUCUUUCUCGUUUUAUGUUUAGAGAAAUCUCUCAAGUCUCAAGCAUUUAUUAAAUUUUUAUUUCCCAGCUUAAAUUUUGAAACGGUGAAAUUUCACAGAGAGAGAGAGAAUCUUGAAACUAUCAAACAUUUUGAAUUCUAUCCUCUUAGCUCAGCUGAAAUUUUCUUCUUCUCAGCUCAGAUUUUUUUUGUUUAAUUCUUCGCUAGCUGUGAGUUUCUCUGAUCGUUAAGAGACUCUGUUUCGUUUCCGAGAAAGUCUGCAUAGGGAAAAUUUAACCUCACAUUGGGAAAAUUUUGGCUCUAUACUGACGAAAUGCCAAGCAUUAGAGCUCCAGCUGCGAAGAAGACCACUACACUCACGGUUGCUGUGAAAUGUAGACCGUUAAUGGAGAAAGAACGUGGUAGAGACAUUGUUCGAGUGAAUAACUCUAAGGAAGUGGUUGUGUUAGACCCAGACUUAUCCAAGGAUUAUCUUGACCGAAUUCAGAAUCGGACUAAAGAGAAGAAAUAUUGUUUUGAUCAUGCUUUUGGACCUGAGAGCACCAACAAGAAUGUGUAUAGGAGUAUGUCUUCUGUGAUCUCUAGUGUUGUUCAUGGACUCAAUGCUACAGUUUUUGCCUAUGGUUCCACUGGAAGUGGCAAAACAUAUACAAUGGUUGGAACUCGAAGUGAUCCUGGAUUGAUGGUUCUCAGCUUGAAUACUAUUUUUGAUAUGAUCAAGAGUGACAAGAGCUCAGAUGAGUUUGAAGUGACUUGCUCAUAUCUUGAAGUUUACAAUGAAGUUAUCUACGAUCUGCUUGAAAAAUCCUCUGGUCAUUUAGAGCUUAGAGAGGAUCCAGAGCAGGGAAUAGUAGUUGCAGGCCUGCGAUCAAUAAAGGUCCAUUCUGCUGAUAGGAUUCUUGAGCUGCUGAACUUGGGGAACAGUAGACGAAAAACUGAGAGCACAGAGAUGAAUGGAACAUCAUCAAGGUCUCAUGCAGUUCUAGAGAUUGCAGUCAAAAGAAGGCAAAAGAAUCAAAAUCAAGUCAUGAGAGGGAAACUCGCCCUUGUAGAUCUUGCUGGGAGUGAAAGAGCUGCUGAGACAAACAAUGGAGGUCAAAAAUUGAGGGAUGGAGCAAAUAUCAAUCGCUCACUCCUUGCACUAGCAAAUUGCAUAAAUGCUUUGGGGAAGCAACACAAAAAGGGUCUUGCUUAUGUACCAUACCGAAACAGCAAACUUACGCGGAUUCUCAAAGAUGGUCUGAGUGGGAACUCCCAGACAGUGAUGGUUGCAACUAUAUCACCUGCUGAUAGUCAGUAUCAUCAUACUGUAAACACAUUGAAAUAUGCUGACCGAGCAAAAGAGAUUAAGACACACAUCCAGAAAAAUAUUGGUACCAUCGAUACUCAUAUGUCAGACUACCAACGAAUGAUCGACAAUCUUCAAAGUGAGGUUUCUCAGCUGAAGACACAACUAGCUGAAAAAGAGUCGCAGCUAAGCAUCAAACCUUUUGAAAGAGGUGUUGAACGUGAACUUUCUUGGUUGGAUGGUUUAAGCCACCAGAUCAGUGAAAAUGUUCAAGACCGUAUAAACUUACAGAAGGCGUUAUUUGAGCUUGAGGAAACUAACCUCAGAAAUCGCACUGAACUUCAGCAUCUUGAUGAUGCAAUUGCGAAACAGGCGACAGAGAAAGAUGUUGUCGAAGCUCUAAGUAGCAGACGACAAGUAAUACUUGAUAAUAUCCGCGACAAUGAUGAAGCCGGUGUUAACUACCAGAGGGAUAUUGAAGAAAAUGAAAAACAUCGUUGCGAACUACAGGAUAUGCUCAAUGAAGCAAUAAAUAACAAUGGAAACAAAACGUAUCUGCAUAUUCUUAAUCAGUAUAAGCUCCUGGGGAUGGGUAAUACGGAACUACAGUUUGAAAUGGCAAUGAGGGACCAAAUUAUUUACAACCAAAGGGAAGCCCAGAGAAACCUAUGGAAUUUGCUCAUGGGUUUAGGAGUUGAAGAGAAACAAGUGUUCGAUCUCGCUGCAAAACAAGGAAUCACAAUCGAAGACUGGAGUAGUAUAGCGUUGUUUCCAGGACUUCCUUACCGGAAACAGACACCGAGUUUCAUACCAGCAAACAUCCCUUUCGUGGGCCACUCAUAUUCUAAAUCCUCCUGCACUUUCCAGAGCUAUCAAGACCCUUCUUCGAAAGGACAACAAUGGGCUCCAACUCCUACUUUAUGCAGAGAAGAACACCACAGCUCUUACUACUUCAUGAGACAGGAGCCACCAGCAUUUGUCAAUCUUAGGAAAAGCCACGAUGGUUGGGUUGGUGGCAGCAGACCAGCUUCACGGAUUGACACAGGAGGCAAUCAUCGCCGAGUCUCAUAUCCACAAACUGUGAACAAUUCUUCUCCUCGGAUGGCCUCAGGUCCUACUUUUUACCAGACUCCUCAAAGGGAAAUGUUGCUCAACACAACGAGUCCUUAUAGUAGUCCGCGAGUGGGACUCAUCAACGGGGCCACCACCCCGUCCGUGCAACCUUUCUAUGGAAGUCCUCGUGCCGUGACUGUGAGAAACGGUUCAUACAACACUCCACUCGCCCCCGCUGCAGUUUCAACUAAAGGUGCGAGAAACCAACAACGAGUGUUUGGAACGAGCCCACUCUCAGGAACCAAAGGCGUCAAGAACUCUUCAUAUGGACAGAACAGUCACACAAAGUUGUACAGAGGAGGAGGCACUAAAGGUCACAGUAAAGGAAACAAUACUCAACGCCAACACCAAUGACAUGAGACCAAAACAUGGGUUCGAAUUUUCGAGUCAGUUGAGGCACAGUUUUUUAAACGCCUCACACUCAGUCUCACUCUCACAUGACUCGAUUUUUUGUUUGUGUUUGUACAGCUAUUUCCACUGUAUUGAUUUCUUUCUGAUACGAUUGAUGUGUGUAUAUAUAUGGGAAAGAGGUUGGUAAAAAGUAAGAAGACAAUUGUUCCGUGGUGAACCAAAAAAAAAGCUCAACAAAUCUUCAGCUUUGUUUUCACCGAACCAUUUUUGUUUCAAUAACGUCACAGCAGAGGCCAGAGGGGAAAUAAAAAGAGUAGUUUCUGAAAAAACAAAAAAGAAGAAGUAGAGUUUCGCAAAACGUCAAAAACUUAAAAAUCUCCAAAUUGAGUUUGAAGCUAAAGCCCUAAGACGAUCUUUGCCC
Messenger RNA from Arabidopsis thaliana (thale cress), 3242 nucleotides. Its product is annotated as P-loop containing nucleoside triphosphate hydrolases superfamily protein. NCBI's taxonomy places the organism in Eukaryota, Viridiplantae, Streptophyta, Magnoliopsida, Brassicales, Brassicaceae. Gene Ontology annotation, biological process: microtubule-based movement. The record is from RefSeq and is marked reviewed. The coding region runs from base 383 to 2824 and encodes 813 amino acids. Gene Ontology annotation, molecular function: microtubule motor activity; ATP binding; microtubule binding. The transcript is spliced from 15 exons.